CCCGGCACGGACAAUGGAGACCGACAUCUUGACACACAAAGGUCCCGCCAUUAUCAUAGAAAGCCACACUGGUUUUUCUUUCUUUCUUUUCUUUCUUUUUGCGCCUGUGUAGUACAGCCAGUCCGGAACGCAAAGAUGGCGGCGGACUUUGGCAUUGGACGGCGCCUUUGUUUGCAUGGCAGACGCUUCAUUGUUGUCAGGCGACGAAUUACCCAUGAAGCCCACUCCAGCAUCCACGAGGACGGGAUUCGGAAUGUGUAUAUCCUAGAUCGUGCGUCCUUUGUCUUGGACUACCCCGAUUCUGGGGCAACAUGCAGGUCGAGAGUAUAUUAUGCCAUUACUUCGAUGGCUAUGGAGGUCAUCUCGACGGAUUGAGAGGGCUGGGAUGAAUCCAAUGACACCGAUUUCCAAACUCCCACGCACCUAGAUCGUGCAUUCAUUCAACUAUCAUAGCCCAUCUUUACCGCCCAAGCCGUCAUGUCGCAACUUGAAUUAAUCCCCCAGCACGAUACCUUCGUGGCCGAGUGCCGCGGUGUGAAUUGGAGCAAGCCAAUCUCCAAGGAAGUCAAGGACCAAGUCCAGAAGGCCAUGGACAAGUAUGGCGUCUUGAUCUUCCGCAACACUGGACUCGAUGACAAGCGUCAUAUCGCCUUUGCUGCUCUCUUCGGAGAGCUCGACGACAUGUCGCCGCAUCUGAAGGUGGGCCGUAAGCUCCGUCUUCCUGAUGUGGAGAUGUUUGAUGUUAGCAACAUCGACCCGGACGACAACCUGAUCACCACCAGCGAUCCAGCACGAAUUGCCAUGAUGAAGGGCAACGCGCUGUGGCACUCCGAUUUGGCGUUCAACUCGAGACGGUCGGGCUAUUCCAUUCUCCGAGGCCAUCAGCUGCCUCCCAAGGGCACCGGCGGCGAUACAGAGUUCCUGGAUGCUCGACAGGCAUACGACGACCUCCCCCAAGAAAUGAAACAGAAAAUCGAUGGCCUCGUGGGCAACAACUCCAUGUGGCACAACCGCAAGCUCGCGGCGCCCGACUACUACAAGGACCUCGAGCCGCUGGACUACCCCAUGUCCAAGCACAAGAUGGUGACCAACCACCCGGCCACGGGCCGCAAGAUGCUCUUCACCCCGACCUACGUGCACCACAUCGACGGCAUGUCGUUCGAGGACUCGCAGGCGCUCGUCAAACAGCUCCUCGACCACGCGUCCCAGCCCAAGUACAUCUGCCGCGUCGAGUGGCUGCAGGACGGCGACAUGAUCAUGUGGGAUAACACGGCCGUCAUGCACCGCGCCGUCUACGACGGGAGCUACUUUGGCAAGUACCGCCGGGACAUGAGGCGGACCACCAGCUUCGACAUGGGACCCGAGGCGCAUGGCUUGAACGACCCCAACAAGACUGUGAGGCAGGGGCUGAACCCGGUCUUGACGGAUAAGAUUGUUGAACCGGAGGUCAAGGUUCCGGCCAUUAAGGCCUGAGGGUCGUGGUGUAGUUUGAGAGGACGAUAGUUUACUUCAGCAUAGCAUACCGUAUUUCUUUUGCGAUAAUCAUCCAUUCCGGGCCGAUUCGUUCCAG
Messenger RNA from Sodiomyces alkalinus F11, 1570 nucleotides. Its product is annotated as taurine catabolism dioxygenase. The coding region runs from base 478 to 1473 and encodes 331 amino acids. NCBI's taxonomy places the organism in Eukaryota, Fungi, Ascomycota, Sordariomycetes, Glomerellales, Plectosphaerellaceae. Gene Ontology annotation, molecular function: oxidoreductase activity. The transcript has 4 exons. The record is from RefSeq and is a predicted model, not a curated record.